Antechinus flavipes (yellow-footed antechinus) is the source of this 5170-nucleotide messenger RNA. RefSeq names its product oxysterol binding protein like 2 (gene OSBPL2). The record is from RefSeq and is a predicted model, not a curated record. The transcript has 15 exons. Lineage: Eukaryota; Metazoa; Chordata; Mammalia; Dasyuromorphia; Dasyuridae. Gene Ontology annotation, cellular component: membrane; cytosol; intracellular membrane-bounded organelle. The coding region runs from base 3011 to 4516 and encodes 501 amino acids. Gene Ontology annotation, molecular function: cholesterol binding.
GGGGAAAUAAAUUUAACUUUAUUUAUUUAUUUAAACUUUAACGUUAAAAUGCUUGGUUUUGAUUUUAAGUGCUAUAGGAUUACAUAAAGGAAACCAGGCUUGGUUGGAGUGGCUGAAGGUGGUUGGAGAAGGCUUCAUUGAGGUCAGAUAUGUUCGUGGUUUUGAAAGGAUUUAGAAAGAUGGAAAUGGUGAAAGAAGGCAUGGGGGAGGGCAUAAAGUUUGAGAAUAAACUUGAGAGUAUUGCCUUUGAAGCCUGAAGAUAUGAAUUUGAAUCCCAGGAUGUAAUAUUCUUUCUAAAAUGUAAUCUUCUCUUGUUGGGGUUUCCUUGGGGUCUCUGGAGGCAGCCUUAGUUUCAGUUCAUUAAUCACCCCAAAUGCAGCCAGGAGUUAAAGUCCUUUAUUGUCUCCUUCCACAUCUUGUCUCCUCUCCUGAGGCCUGAUUAGCUUUCUUAUAGUCCUUCUGUAGCUUGAGCUCUUGCUGCCAGUCUUUUGUCUUCUCUGCUUCUGCCAGCUUCUUGAGGUCUCCUGAAUGUGUCUUGGUUUCUGUGGAGGAGGCAGGAGGACUGCCACCACUUCUCUGCUCUACCCUAGUUCUCUUCAACUGAAUCCUGGCUGAGGCUCCUAGAGCUUCUAGUGUGCUGUCUUUUCUGGCCCUGAGAGCUUCUAGCUUAUAUGCUCCACACUGAGUAUAUACACCAAUCAUUGUAUCAGUAGGAAACCAUUAUUUGUUGUAGGAUUAAAUCAAUGCUAAACUAGAUUUAACCAUUGUCUCCUCAAUUCCACUUAGUACCUUGUUUCAAGUUCUGGCCCAUAACAUCUCCUUGUAGGAUUAAAUCAAUCAUACUGAACCAGGCUAAAUUAGAUAACUAUUGUCUCUAUCAAUUCCACUGAUUUAGUACCUUGUAAGAAUCCUUUGUUUCAAGUUCAGAGUUCUGGCCUUACUACCUCUGGGAAAUUCACCACGUUUUUAUGGGCCUCAUCUGUAAAAUGAAAGGUUUGGAUUAAAUAGGUUCUCACAGGUUUCUUCUGGAGUCCUCUGCCAGUAGUUUUGAUAAAUCUUUUUUGAGCAUAACUCUAGACUGGGCUACAAAGAAGUUGGGGUGGGGGAGUUUUGGAGGGAGGGUGAGAAGAUAACGGAAGUGGCAAAGGCACAGAAAAUAAGAAUUACUGGUCUCAAAAUUUUGAAUCUCAACACAAGUCCUUUCCUCUAUUUAGGGGUUAGGUACAACUAUGAGGAAAGGCUAAUAAUAAUGAUGAUGAUGAUGAUAGCUAUGAUUUCUAUACCACUAAGAAUCAGCACUGUGAUAAGGCUUUCCAAUGAUCUCAUUUGAUCUUCACAACAACCCCUGGAGAUAGGUUCUUUUAUUAUUCCUAAAGGGGGAUUUCCUUCUGUGGAUUUCAAGAAAGGAGAGGCAAGGUGGGGUGGACAAGUCCCAAAGGAGGGACCCUUCGGGUUGAGGAAGCCAGCUUCUUUGAGAAAGUCCCAAACACCAGGGGAAAUAUUUUUAGUACCUUUUCUCUAUUCUCUAGGACUCCAGUAGGGUUAAAUGCUUCCCUGCCUCGUCUUUCAUCUUCGAGAUAAAAACAAAGAGAUUCAGCCACCAAAGAGGUAAGGAUGUAUGCAAAGCAGUCAGUGACAAAGCAAGCUGAAGGAAGUGCCCAAACCUCGCGGGGCAUAAAAGCUCGGUGUUGGUAAAUUCAGAGAUUGCAUAAGUCUUAAAUCACAGGCCGGUUGUUCCUGUCUCGAAACACCGCCCUUCCCCUUUCCCCUUAAAUCUCAUCUGCAUAAUCUGCCUCUCCUCAACAGUAAUUGGGCACUUGUUUCAUCUCUUCCCCCAGAGGGGGCGGAGCUCCAAAGUCUGAGAGGGUGGAGGAAUGGGGAGGGGAGGUGUGGGAAGGUGAACCGAUUAACAUAGUUCAGCCUUCCUACCCUCCUCUGCGAAGCAUCGAUUGGCUGAGACGCGGCUGACGCUUCGAAGUCGGGCCAGUCUACAGGCUGAGUCAAGCUGUCAUUCAGUGUGGCGGCCGGCCGCACUUCCGCCUCUGUGUCAGUGGGUCCCAGGACUGAGGGGCGGGGGCUGGGGGGGUGGGGAAAGAGUCACCGCCGGCUUCGGGAGAUACCGGGUACAGGUGAGUGCUUCCCUCCCUCUUUCCUUUCCGACCGGAAGAAGACCCUCCCUCCUUCUUUGGUCUCCAAGGAAAGGCCCCCUUAGCAACGGACCUCAGCCAGGCCUGUGGGUGGGGUGGGGAGUGGGAGAUCGGCUCGGGGGCUCUGAAGAGCUCCCCCGCCCCCGUUAGGCCUCCAUCCUGACGGAAGGGGAGGAAGCUCCCUGCACCUCUGAAGCGAAGAUGGUCUAGUCUGGGCCCACGGGGCUAGGGGACACAGAGGUCCCUGAAGCGGCGCCGUGGGAGCCGCCCCCGGCCCUAGCUCCCCGGAAAGAUGCAUCACUCCCCUCUUCCCCUAGCUCUAAACAUUAGAGAACUCCCUCCCCGCCCUCCGGGCCGUCCCAUCGUCUGCAGCUCCCGCCCCCAGGGGUGGGGCCUGUGCACUGUCACGGGCCCCGCUGCGGGGCUCUAGGCCUCUUCAUCCCCGGUGUCUGCAGAAGCUGCUCACCCAGUGGAGGGCCGGCCCGGAGAGCUGCUGGAGUUCGCGUUGUGUCCUCCUUUCUUUCCUGGGGUGACCCAGGUUCUGAGCCCUGAGUAAACUUUACAAAGGAAGAGAGAAGUUAUCUCCACUCUCUUGGUGGCUUCUGCCUCUCCCCCCCAUCUCCAACUCCAACUGGUUAUUCCUGGUUUUUGUUAUGCUGCCGCUCACGCCGGAAAGGAGUGGAAGUUUUCUCCUUUGUUGAUUGAGCAUGCGUGAAAAUCCGAGAAGGUCUUCAGUCUGUUGAGCCUUUAUGAAUAAAAAUUUCACAGCAUAACAUUAUUCCUAACUCUGUGUAGUAGUUCAAGUACAAUGAUGCUAUAGACAGCAGCAAACUGGGAAAGAAAAAAGGAUUUACUACUGAAGGAUGAAUAGUGAAGAAGAAUUCUUUGAUGCCGUUACAGCUUCCAGUUUCUUCAUGGAGAAAUCACUUAUGAUGGAGAAUGGUUGCAGAGCAAUGCCUGAAUGCUUUGAUUCUGACAAUUCAUCUGGGGAGUUUUCAGAGGCAAAUCAGAAAGUCACAGGAAUGAUUGACUUGGACACUAGCAAAAGUAAUAGAACUGGAAAAAAUGGAGAGAGGUCUCCACAAGAGAAUGGAAUCAAGAAACACAGGACAUCAUUGCCUGCCCCAAUGUUUACUAGAAGUGAUUUCAGUGUGUGGAGUAUCUUAAAAAAAUGCAUUGGCUUGGAAUUGUCAAAAAUCACAAUGCCUAUUGUCUUCAAUGAGCCAUUGAGUUUCCUCCAGCGAAUUACUGAAUACAUGGAACAUAUAUACCUCAUUCAUAAAGCUUCUUCUCAAACACAUCCCUUGGAAAGAAUGAAGGCUGUAGCUGCUUUUGCAGUUUCGGCUGUGGCUUCUCAGUGGGAAAGGACUGGUAAACCAUUUAAUCCACUACUGGGGGAAACUUAUGAAUUAAUCAGGGAUGAUUUAGGAUUCAGAUUUAUAUCUGAACAGGUCAGUCACCAUCCUCCCAUUAGUGCAUUUUAUUCAGAAGGUCUCAAUCAGGACUUUAUCUUUCAUGGCUCCAUCUACCCCAAAUUGAAGUUCUGGGGGAAAAGUGUAGAAGCAGAGCCCCGAGGAACAAUUACACUGGAGCUUCUCAAACAUAAUGAAGCCUACACGUGGACAAAUCCUACCUGCUGUGUACAUAAUAUAAUUAUUGGCAAAUUGUGGAUAGAACAGUAUGGAACAGUUGAAAUUUUAAAUCACAGAACUGGAGAUAAGUGUGUACUUAAUUUUAAACCAUGUGGACUAUUUGGGAAAGAACUUCAUAAAAUAGAAGGAUACAUUCAGGACAAAAGCAAAAAGAAGCUCUUUAUGAUAUAUGGCAAAUGGACAGAAUGUUUAUGGGGUAUAGAUCUUGUUUCCUAUGAGUCCUACAAAAAGCAUGAAAGGAAAGGUGACCACCAGAAAAAAGCAAAACAGGAGGAUGAGACUGAAAAAUCUGAGAGUGAUGUGGCUGAUGAUGUACCUGAGAUCCAAGAUACAGUACAUGUCAUACCUGGCAGUGAGCUUCUUUGGAGGAUAAACAGUAGGCCUCCAAAUUCUUCUCAGAUGUAUAAUUUUACCAGUUUUACUGUGAGCCUCAAUGAACUAGAAAAGGGCAUGGAAAAGAUUUUAGCUCCUACAGAUUGCCGCCUUCGUCCAGAUAUCAGAGGCAUGGAAAAUGGUAACAUGGAUUUAGCCAGUCAGGAGAAAGAAAGACUAGAAGAAAAGCAAAGAGAAGCUCGGAAGGAGCGUGCCAAAGAUGAGGAAGAAUGGCACACAAGGUGGUUUUAUCAAGGCGUUAACCCAUAUACUGGAACUUCUGACUGGUUAUAUUCGGGUGGAUACUUUGACAGAAAUUUCUCAGACUGCCCAGAUAUAUACUGAACUCAUUGGAACAGAUUCUUCAAGACAUGGGGACAUGGAGAAGUCACACCCCACUUCAAGCCAGCUCUUCUGGUUUUGUUAAUAGCAGAAACCAGCUUUUAUAACAGCAAUUUUAAUGGAAAUAGCAUCAUUCACUGAUCAAGGAUUUAAUUCUCAUUAAUUUUUGAUUGCCAAAAAUUUAAUUGCUAUUGUGUUCUCUUCAUAAAGCUGCACUUGAAAUCAUCAAGUUUUCACUAAGUUUUAAAAAGGAAAAUUCUUUGUGAUUCCCUUUUAUGUGACAGAAAUUGACUGUGGCUGGUUUUAGUUUACAAGCACCCUCUUAACUCUUAACAGCAUUUAAAGAAGUAACAGGAAGACAGACGUCCAUGAUUCUACUUGUAGUGAAGCAAAAGGGUUUCUUCAAGUAUUCAGAAGUUGAAUGAGUGACAAUACAUAAAUAUGAGAGGGGAAGAGAUGGAAACUAUCCCCAGAGAUGUAAAGGACAGAAGUAAACAACUACACAUAAAAUGAUGGUGAUCCAGAGGCGAAUAUACAGAAACACAGAAUGUCAGACUCUAUUGAAUAAAAAGCUACCAAAUUACAUAUUUUAUCAUUUUGGGGAGGGGGGGGUACUGUAAGCAUUAUUUAAUAAAUACUAAUGAAAAAACUAAAUUA